AUGAGAUUCCGAUUCUGCGGAGGCUUAGAGCCGCCCGACUGGGUCCUCGUCGAGGUACCGCUACUGUCUGGAGAGACGAGAACUAUACUACUUCGUGAUCUCGAGACCAUGUGCCGCGCUCUUGGGGCGAAUAUCCACCUGCAGGAGCUGGAACUAGCACAGACACUGUUUGAAGAAGAAAACGAUCGAAAGGCUGUAGUUGCGCUUCUACGCUUCAUCUUGACACACGCUGCGAAAUACAAUGUCGAGCGAACUGAUCUGGUGGAAGAGCUAUUGCAAUUGGGUACGCAACUAGCAGUGGCUGAGGUUGUUGCACUGAGCUAUGAACAGCUGCGUCCGCGCAUCCAAGACCAGCUGCAUGCUCAACGGUUCCGGUUUCCAGGCAUUGCGAAGAUGAAGUGGAAGGUGGAGGCCGAGUCGAAAGUGUCAAUGGACCUUGUGCUGGACCAGUCGAUCGUAGAAUGCGACGUGGCUACACCAUCGGCAACGACGGCGGCUGCUAGCUCCGAGCUCAGCUUUGACAUGAGUGAAGCCAAGUUCCUGGCACUGUAUGAAGAGCUCAGUGAAGCGCAAUCGAUGCUUCGCAGUGUCUAG
Molecule: messenger RNA, 594 nt
Organism: Hyaloperonospora brassicae
Lineage: Eukaryota; Oomycota; Peronosporomycetes; Peronosporales; Peronosporaceae
Source: the annotation of a GenBank genome assembly